Caenorhabditis briggsae is the source of this 597-nucleotide messenger RNA. It is a transcript of the gene Cbr-mrrf-1, whose product is annotated as Protein CBR-MRRF-1. The transcript has 3 exons. The record is from RefSeq and is a predicted model, not a curated record. Gene Ontology annotation, biological process: translation. Gene Ontology annotation, cellular component: mitochondrion. Bases 1 to 597 code for a protein of 198 amino acids. Gene Ontology annotation, molecular function: ribosomal large subunit binding. Lineage: Eukaryota; Metazoa; Nematoda; Chromadorea; Rhabditida; Rhabditidae.
AUGAUUCGUUUGGCUGUUAUUAGAUUAACACAGAAUACUUCUAGAAGACAAUUUCUGUCAAGCCAAAACUCAUUUUCUUCUUCUGCUGUAACAUUUGCCAAGAAAAAAGUAGAUAACAAGAAAAAGGUUGACAUUCGUCAGUACGAAGAUGUAAUGGUGAAACUGGACAACGGGAAGGAAAAACCGCUUUCUCUGGUAGCUCGAGUAACACUGAAAUCCCCAUUAAUUGUUAUGCUCAAUUUUCAAGAUAAUCCAUCUGCGAUUAAAGCUGCAAAGCUUGCAAUUCAGAAGUCCACCUUGAACGUGACUCCGCAACAAGAAGGCGCCGUUUUGUACGUUAAUGUUCCUCCUACGAGCAAAGAAAGGAGAGAGAAAAUGGCAACAGAUGCGAAAGGAAGAAUUCUGAAUGAAUACAAGAAGGCAAUCAACGAGAUCUAUUCCACCUGCGACAAAAAAUCGUCGGCGGAAUUCUCCUCAAGACCUGACGAGGCGAAGAAAACUCGAGAAGCAUUGCUGAACAUGAAGCACGCAGCGGAGCAACGCGGAAGUCUUCUGAUCGAAGAACGUCGGAAACAACUACUAAAACAAGUGGUCUAA